ACCGGAAAUGAACACGUCAAAUUGCCAAAUUUUGCAAUGAAAGCUUUUAAGAGUCGUGAGAUGAAAAAGGACUACUUUUUGUUGUGUGUGCUAUUCAUAGGCGCACGUCAAUGAGUCGCCGUCCUUAAUUUAAGUAUUUCAAUGAAUAGAUCAGUGUCGCAGAUGUCUGUUAGUUUGUCACGACAUUGAUUGUAAUUGUUAGGAUGCCAGGUAGGAGCGUUUGCAGAUUGGAGGCGGUCAUGCGUCCGACCUGGCAACUCGGACUAUGCGCCGGAUGCGGUAGCCAGUAUGGCGGACAGCGAAAGUGAUAUAGAAACUGACGGACUGGAAUUAGCCCUAGAAUCAUUGUCUAGUCGUUAUUGUAGCGACGUGUCCUCCCUAAAAAGCAAAGACUACUGCGCUGGGUUUUGUGAGUUGGUUGAAGCCUACACGGGCCAAUGGCAGGUUCCUCUUCCUCAACUGAAGGUGCUGCGGACAGCACUGUGUGGAUUCACAAAAGCCACGGCCAAAUUCCCCGACAACUGUCGGCACAUCAACAAUAUUCUCAGCCGUCUGGCCUUGAGUAUUUUUGAGCUUCUACUGUUUUUCAGUAAAGAGGAAUUUGGGGAAAAGCCUUUAAAAGACAUCCUGGACUCCUAUCAGGCAUGUCAUGCUGAGCUUUUAAGGCACAGGAAUGUACAUCUUCAACAUGCAAAACUGAUCAUAAAAGCUGGUGGUCCAUGGGAGAAUCGGGUGUUGCAAGCGAUCUUAAAACAUGCAGAUUUGCCUCCAAAAGACGUUGACGAUUACUUAAACUCAGAGCUCCCUGUUUUCCUGGAACUGCGGAUUCGGUAUCUGCAAGCAUGUGAGCGAAUACAUGAAGCUAUGGCCCUGGCUAAAGUCUGCCUGGAGAACCACAAGCCUGGAAAACAUUUGUACUGGCAUCAGGCUUACUUAACCUGUCUCUACAAGGCCUCGCUGCAUGAACCCCUUGAGAAGCAGAUGGAAGAGCUCGAUGGCCGGGACGCGGUGGAGAUCAUCUGUAACACAGAGCAAGUCGAAAAAGAUGAGCUCCUUUUGUCACUGUCCAAAGUGUUCCUGGCCCAGAAGCUACACAAUGGUGACAUGUACUACAUAUGGGACCUGGUGUUCAUCUGGAGCAGGUUGCUUCUCCGAGCCCACCCGUCGACACAGGACUUCCUGACUGAGUGUGUGCAGUUGGCAUCCUCUGCAAAGAACGUUCGCGCCAUCUUUCCCUUCAUCAAACUAGUCACCACCGAGCUGGGCAGGGACGGUGUGCAAGUCUGCGUUGAGCUUUGUGCCACGGCCUUGCAGCUGUGUGACAUGCAAGCUGACAGCGUCGCUCAGUCUCUGGUCUGCAAGACUAUUGCCUUCCUCCUGCCAGGAGACCUGGAGAUCUGUCGAGCAUGUGCCCUGCUUGUCUUCUGCCUGGAGCGAAGCCUGGAAGCUUACCGAAUGGUGCACCAUCUGUUUAAACAUCCUGACCAGGAGACUCAUCCUCACCACAGCUUUGUCCCUACCAACGUCCGCUUCAAAAUUCUGCAGAUGCUGAAAGAACGUCUGUCUUUUGACCCAGAGUUUUGGAGCGUCCUGGCCCUCAAGAAUCGCUGCUUGGAGUUGAUAAAUGACAGUGUAAUGAAGGAUGUUCUUAUCGAUGAGAUACGGGGAGAAGAGGAGAACUGCUGUGAGGAGGAGCUGGCAAAUGCCUGUGUAAAUGAUGCUCAAGACUCGAAUCCCAGCAAGUGCACUGGGACUCAAUCUGAGAAACAGCCCCCUCUACUGGAACAGACUUCUGAUAGCCAGACGGUAAGCUUGUCAAAUAACGCUCCAGUGAAAAAGAGAAAAUGGCACAGGAGACUCCAAAGGAAAGUCCACAUUUUGUCUGAUGAAGACAUGGACAAAGGUGAUGAUCCAGAGUUCAUGUACAAUCUCAAGUCCACGUCUUUGUGUAGCAAAUCUGUAUAUUCACUAAGACACAAUCACACCAAGAGGGAAAAUUAUACUUCUGUCAAGCUCCCAGUCAGUCGAAAGAGAGAAUAUUUGUCUCGAUGUGUGAAGAGCCAAAUUUUGAAAAGAAAAGGCAGGAAGAAGAGAUGGUUGCAAGGUCUUCCCAAGGUGGAGGCACCUCAGACCAUCCAGGAGAAGGUAAUUGUACUGAAAGGGAAAAAGCGGGGCAGGAAGCCAGCACAGCGAUGGGAUCUCUCCUACCCUGAUAAUGAAGUACCCCUCUCCAAGGCUGAGUUUGAGCUCAUAGAGAAAUCUGAAACAAAAAGCACAGAGCAGAAAAUCUCUCACGUGGAGAAUGACAGUGAGAGUGACAAGAUGAAGAAACAACCAAGGACAUAAAGGACAGACAUGGCCAGCGGUCAAACGCAAGAGGAAGCUUCCCAUAUUUGUGCUGCUUUUGCUGAGCCUCAGACUUCUAGUCCAGCUGUUGAAGCUGACCCUGAGCUUGAUGGACCAUUCCAGGAAUUACAGAGCUCUCCAAUAGACCUGAUGCAUAGUUACUAUCUAAAGCCUACAAAUAGUGACAGUGACACAGUGCAGCCUCCAGACUCCUCCACACUCAAUAAUGACAUGGUGGAAGGGCCCCCAAGCCUUGAAGACACUAAAAAAUCAAACAGAAAGGUGAAAGUGGUGAGGACAUGGAGGGAAAAGUCUGAACGAGGACAAAAGUAUGCUCAUCUGAGUUACUACUGUAGCUCCUGUAAGAAAAACUAUAAAGGGUUGAACGUGUUGAGGCAUUCAAUUGCCCACUUAAAGAGGCGGACGAAGUGUAUAAUCUGUGGAAAAUGCUUCCAACACUUUAUUGUUGGCAAAAAGCACAUUUGGGAUCACAUAGAAGAAAUGUGCAAGAACCAUAAAGACACUGACGUCGAGGGAGCUGGUACCACAAACGGGACGAGGAGUAAGCAGGCCGAGGCUCACAGUGAAAAAAAGACUUCAAACGAGGAACCUCGGAAAUCUUGCAAAGUCAAAGUUUCCAGCCUUAGUAGGGAAGACCGAAUCAUCCGAAACCUUCGCUUCGUCAUCAGGAAGAUGCAGGUCCAGUCCAAGAAGUUGAAUAAAGACACCCCCACAGCACAGUUAGACUUCAAGGAUGAGCAGGUCGUCAUUGAAGACGGGCUGGUCGUUGUCAAAGCUGUGGCUACAAAGGAGGAUGAAGUGGACCCGGUAGGAGAAAACGGCUAUGACGUGAUCUAUAAGUUUCUGCUGUGUCCUUCCUUGUCCUGCGAUCGGGUGUUCAUGAAACAUGGCAGCAAUUUUACCAAGCAUGCUGUUAGAUGUCACCUCAGCGAAGACCACGUUCUGGAUAAGACUUUUGUCUGGGCCAAGCACAAAUGCACCUACUGCUUUCGCAACCUCCAGUUUGUCCAGUAUUACAAGGAGCACAUAAGGCGCCACAGCCCUUCUCUGCCACACUUCUGCUACCAUGCACAGUGCGACCAGCGCUUCUUGACGUUGCAGGAACUGAAAGCACACAUGAGCACCCAUGACCCUUUCAGUCCUGUUUGCGCUUUCGCCAACUGCGACAAGCAGUUCUCCAACUUAAUAAGCCUCUUCGACCACGAGUGGAGACACUAUGUCCCGGCUCCUCAGAGGGAUGAGCUGGAGCUGGGUCUCAACCGGCAGCAAAGGCAAAGCAAUGAGGCUCCAUGGAAGCAGAGGGUAAAGUUUGAGGAGAUAUGGCUGCAGAGCAACCAAGUGAAACAGGAGAGAAUAACAGUCGAGAAAUCUUCUGUCGUGAAUCUCAGCGAAAGUGUCAGUGAGGGGAAGGCCCCGGACACUGAAGCGGCUGGUUUGAAGGCGGCAGAGCUUAGCAAAAAGCCUGUCAAUGGAUUCGAGGAGGGGAAACCAAGCAAGGUUUCCAAACGAAGCACUAACAAACCCCAUCGGAAAAAGAAGUUCAGGUUUACCUGUGACAAGCCCCCGCCAGAUCCCUUGAACGUCAAGGACCUGGAACAAGCCACCACAAUCUCUGAGGUCGUCCGGAAGUUGGAGGAGCCGCUCAUCGCCGAGCACAAGAGCUUCAACCCUAAAGAUCCUUCUUACGCGCCCUUCUACAAAAUGCACUUCACCAGGCUGCCGCCCUCCACCUACAUGAACGAAUCUCAGCUGUCAAUGCGCAAGAGGCGAGACACGGACAAGGAAGCUCCCGCGCAAAGUCAGCCCAGUAGUUCUUACGGCCAGAUGGAUCAUUGGGCAAGGAGCGAGAUGCACAAGAGCAAAAGUAACCACGAACAGAAGAUCAGACAUAGGUGCGAUAAGUGUCUCUCCUCCUUCAGCAGCAUACAAGAGCUCCAGAAACACAAAACUCUCAACACCUGCUCCGCUUUAUUUGGAUUUGACUCUGAUGAUGAAAGUUAACACGCCUUAUCAAAACUUGCUCGUUUGACCAAAAAUAUGUACAUUUCCUUUUUACUUUGGUUAUGAUACAAGGGACUGCAACUGAAGUACAACGUACACUGUGUUUUUUUUGGGGGGUGGGGUUUGUUGUUUUUUUUUUGGGUGGGGCCUUAUUCACUCAAGGCAAUGGACCUUUCCGAUGCCAGUCUUACGCGCCGCCCCCAUAGCCAUGUCCCAUGAGCUUCCAAAAUGGCGAUAAAACAGCACGUUUGAACUCGAUUCUCUGUUGCGUAUUUCAGAUAAUAUUGGGGUAUAUUUAUUGCCAAAUGCUUUAGACUUGUCCAAAAGAGUUUUACAGAGAGGUCUCAACUAUUUCACGCAAGGAUAUGUACACGAAAUUAAGAUUUUGGACAGAGCAGGACGCAAUGUCAGAGUUACAGCGAAAUGUUGGCGAUCGAUGCAAAAAGGUUUGACGCCUCACAAACUUCAUAUUUAAAUCCAACCGAAUAAAAUGGUGGAAUCGUACUGCGCAUAUGAAGCAGGGUGAGUACUUUUUACUUGGAAAUAUCACAAGUAAUAUCGUAGUCUUUAUAAGUGGGUGUAUUCAUUUGACUUGGCUUGCGCGCUCUUAAAAAUCAGAUGUCAUACAAUUAGGCAAAUACAUUUCUCUUGCAUGACAUGGCGCAUUUACGGAUACCUAACCCGACUCUUCGGCAUAAAACAUGACACUUCAUUCAGCAGGUCAGUGCUACGCUAACAAAGUGAAAGUUGUUCUCCUGCAAUGUAUAAAGCACUUAUAAUAAUUAAAUCAAACUCAGAGAAGAUACUUCUCCCUCCCUUAUCUUCGAACAUACAACCUCGUUUGUUGAUAUCGUCCACACUUAGUUGUGCGUGCACUCUUCCCCAAGCCUUAAUCCAUCGUAGACACUUUGUCAACAAUGUUUUAGGCUUUGGAAAAUAAAUCAAUCUGGCCCCUUCUAACCUACCAGGAUAUCUUUCAUCAGAAUUGCACGUUCCCCAAGUACAUUUGAGGACCAUUUUCUUCGUAACAUUAACUUUUCCAAGCGAACGCAACUGACAACCAGCUUUGCUUGUGGGACACGACGACGAGGGACGUGUCAAACCAGAGGAUUAAGACAUUGCGGCUAUCUCAUUGGCUAUUAUUGUACGAGUGAUUGACAGGUCGGAAAGGUCCAUUACAAGAUACAGUAUGUGGGUCAGUAAGGUUUGGACUGUUUCUCAGUGCUUGUCUGUCAUGGGAACCAUCAAAAUACUCAGAUCCUCUUGCGUCGCUUGUGCCAUUUGCUAGCUAGUCUGUAAAAGUCAGUCUAACUUGUAGAACUUGAAAGAAAUUAAUCAGUUUUGGGUACUAAUAUUCAUUGUUCUCUGACAGUCUUCCAAAUGCAUCACCCUUGAGCAGAGUGCCAAUCAAAUAGGCUUGAGAGUAAUAUCAAAUAUACAGUAUGUCAUGCGUAUUUAUUUUCAAGAGCUUCCAUAUUGUGAUUGGUUGAUGGAAAAGUAAAUGGAGCUCUUUACUCGAGCAAUCACAAAACGUAUGAAAUAAGGGUUAGCUCGUUACAAAUCUUUAAGGUCUUUGAUAUGUUGGAUUUUUUUUUUAUGUAUGAGAGGAGGUUAUUUAUGUGUACAAAUGUAAAAAAAAAAAAAAAAAAGGUAUAAUGCCAAAAUAUUUUUGUUACAUAAAGUGACUAAAGUCUGUUUAAACAAAAAUAGAGCCAAUGGAGUAUAUUUGUUUUAUUUAAGCAUUGCAUAUUUCAUUGAUAAACAUAUUGCUUUUAGUCUAAAAAUGGAGAUAAACUUUUCAGUACGCUCAUGACCCUACACAGCACAGGUGUCAAACUCAAGGGGGCUAGAUGUGGCAGGCCACAUCAGUUUUUUGUGGCCCGCAAAGAUAAAUCAUCUAUGUCAACUUCCAUGGUCCUUGUGAAAAUCUGUACCAAAAUUUCUAAUUGUCAUAUAGCAUAAAUUAUGUUGAGAUAGAAGCAAUUUUGUCACCAAACAUGAACAAUUGUUGAAAAACCAACUACCUAUGAUUUCUGAUUCCAAAAGUAGUUCAUAAAUUUUGUGUAAAUAUGAAGCAAACAAAGGUUUUCAUGGUUUCCCAGUCAUAACGGUUCUCUGAGGGAAACCGUAACUGCAACGUGUAAAUAAAAGUACACAUUUCUUCAUAUAAUUACCCCGUCCACCUAAGUGAAUUGAUUGCAUAUCAUAAAUGAUCGGAGGAGGAAACAUCUCUAUGCGGAGGAAGUGGCUGAACAUAAAUGUACUUAAAUGACCCUCCCUGCCUUGGAAGAAAUGUAAGCACUACUACUUACUACUAAAUGCUACAAGGCAGAAACAUGGGCAGUGCAUCCAAGGAUUUCAGGCUGCAUUAAUUCCUACAUGCAUUUUGGAUUCAACAUGCUACUUUUCCUAUGGCUUUGGUGCAGUUUGUAGCUGUGAAACAGGAUUCAUCAUCACCAUUAAAUAUGGACAUACAGAUAUGGGCGACACAAAGUGAACAUUAGCCUUAAUGCUUCAACUAUAGUCAUUGUAAUGUCAUUUUUUUAAGAUCAGGUCCAACUGAACAGGGACACAUCACCUUAUUUGGAGACUAGGGUUUGUGUGUGUGUACAAAGAGUUUUUAAGAAUAACCAAAAGUAGACAUCAUGUGAAUGGAAGUUCUGAUAAGUAUUU
Syngnathoides biaculeatus (alligator pipefish) is the source of this 7041-nucleotide messenger RNA. RefSeq names its product zinc finger protein 654 (gene znf654). The record is from RefSeq and is a predicted model, not a curated record. Gene Ontology annotation, cellular component: nucleus. Lineage: Eukaryota; Metazoa; Chordata; Actinopteri; Syngnathiformes; Syngnathidae. Gene Ontology annotation, biological process: regulation of transcription by RNA polymerase II. Gene Ontology annotation, molecular function: DNA binding; DNA-binding transcription factor activity, RNA polymerase II-specific.